GUAAAAGUUUUACCCUGACGAUAAUGCUCUCAACUUCUCCACCGCAAGUUGCAACUUAUACGAAGGCGAUCAAAGUUACGGUGGAUGGCCCCAGAGAACCAAGAUCCAAAACUAGACAUCAUGGUUUUCAUCCGUUUGCAGCAUUUGGUCCUCGAUCGCUCUCUGGCCCAGAUGCGCUCAUGGGUUUCAAAUUAUCAGGAAUAUCUCAACAUUUCGGACAUUUGUCAAGAGCCGAUUGGCAAAUAUUAGGGGGCCACCCAAGAUUACCUCAUCCCCAAACGCAACAUUUAUCGAGUACUCAUCAUACUGUGUCAAAUUAUCAUAUGAAUGGAGGUUUUGGACCUCCAUACACAGCAUCGCAUCAAAUGGUUCAGCCACAAGACGUCUUAUUUAACAACACGAUGACCGCACAAAAACGAAAAUCUACAGGAAAUUUCGAUUCAAUAAGCAGCAGCAAUGCUCAAGCUCACAGUACAACCAGUCCGCUCACAUCACCAAGCCCCGAAAAAAUGUCCUUUCUCCUAACAACUAUGCAGAAUAAUAAUAUUGACGAAAGCAAUGUCAACAGUUUGAAGAGACCAUCGGAUAGCGAAAAGCCUAAAAAGCUUUCUAAAGACAUAGUGACCGAUACCAAAAGUAAAUCUAAAGAGAAAACUGUACCAAGGACGCUAUCUAAUUCUUCUGGUAUCGAACGUGACGCUGAAAGUCCUGAUGCAGAUCUGAGUCAUUCAGGAGCAUUCCACACAUUUCGUUCAAGGGCUACCGGGUCGGGAGAUAUACAAGAUUUUCACGGAGUUUUUCACAAUGCUUUGGCCGCACAACUUUUGUUGGGUAUGUAA
Ctenocephalides felis (cat flea) is the source of this 839-nucleotide messenger RNA. RefSeq lists its product as uncharacterized. The annotation marks the transcript as partial. Gene Ontology annotation, molecular function: RNA polymerase II cis-regulatory region sequence-specific DNA binding; DNA-binding transcription factor activity, RNA polymerase II-specific; ATP binding. The record is from RefSeq and is a predicted model, not a curated record. Gene Ontology annotation, biological process: regulation of DNA-templated transcription. NCBI's taxonomy places the organism in Eukaryota, Metazoa, Arthropoda, Insecta, Siphonaptera, Pulicidae. Gene Ontology annotation, cellular component: nucleus. The transcript is spliced from 4 exons.